AUGCCCUUAAAUAUUAUUGGAACAGCUUUGCUAGAUGGCACUGAUAAAAUUCCUUACUAUCAAACAAUCAAGAAAGUGGCACCCUACGUACUAGGAGUUAGUGCCAUCAAAUAUUGGUCAAGAGGACCAACAAACACAUGGGAAAGGAAAUUGCAUGGCAAAGUCUAUUUGGUCACUGGUGCUACAUCUCAAGGAAUGGGGACGUCUGUGGCCUACAAAAUGGCGGAAUUAGGCGCACAAUUAAUCAUCCUUACCAGGGAGGUGGAUGAAUGGGUUACUGAAUGGUGUGAAGAUUUGCGUGAAAGGACAAGUAACGAGUUGAUUUUCGUAGAAAAAUGUGAUUUAAGCAAUUUGUGGGAAAUUCGUAAAUUCGCCACAAGCUGGUUGGAUAAUUCGCCACCCAGAAGAUUAGAUGGUGUCAUCGUUAUGUCUGGUGACAUGGAGCCAUGGGGUAUCCCGAAAAUAUCACUGCCGCAAAGGAGAUCUUCGAAGGAUGGGCUGGAAUUACAGAUGGCCACAAACUAUGUAGCAAUUUUCCAUCUUUUGAACUUACUACAGCCUAGUUUCAAGGCUCAACCGCCUGAUAGAGAUGUAAGAAUCAUUCUUGCUACAUGCUGGUUACAAGUCGUCGGUGAUAUUAAUAUAGAGGACCCCCUAUGGCAGAAUGCCAAAUACAAAAGUUCUUUGAAAUUUUUUGCAAGCAGUAAACUACAACUGGGGUUGUGCAUGAUGGAGUUGCAAAGACGAAUUACUAUGGACAUCAAAAAUCAAAAGACCAGUGGCCCUGAAAGAACCGGUAAAAAUGUUACUGUCACUUUGGUUCAACCCGGUACUAUGAGAUCAAACAGUUUACGUCGUGUCAUCAGUAAUGGAUCUGUUACUUUGUUGAUAGUGCUAUACUGUAUUUUAUUGUACCCCAUCUUGUGGCUGUUUACCAAGAGUGGCCGUCGUGGCGACCAAAGCUUCUUGUACGCCUUAAUGACGCCAGAAUUGGAGGAGAUAAAUUUGAAGGACGCGAAAGCCAAGUAUAUUUCAGGUUGCUCAAUUGUGAAAUUCGCUCGUAAAGAAUUCGAUGACGAGGAAUUACAAAAAAAACUAUUCGAGCAUACUGAAAGGGACAUAUUGAAAUUAGAAAAGAAGAUCGCGGCGAAUAGAAAUGCCAAUAAAAAGGGGAAGAAAAGUGUCAAGAAGAAUCAGAGCAAGAGUGAAAAAGAUGAUUAG
Messenger RNA from Saccharomyces kudriavzevii IFO 1802, 1221 nucleotides. RefSeq names its product putative oxidoreductase (gene PBR1). Lineage: Eukaryota; Fungi; Ascomycota; Saccharomycetes; Saccharomycetales; Saccharomycetaceae. The transcript has a single exon. The record is from RefSeq and is a predicted model, not a curated record. The coding region runs from base 1 to 1221 and encodes 406 amino acids.